Molecule: messenger RNA, 1608 nt
Organism: Acytostelium subglobosum LB1
Lineage: Eukaryota; Evosea; Eumycetozoa; Acytosteliales; Acytosteliaceae
Exons: 5
Coding region: 1-1608 (535 amino acids)
Biological process (GO): regulation of cyclin-dependent protein serine/threonine kinase activity; regulation of mitotic cell cycle
Cellular component (GO): endomembrane system
Source: RefSeq, a predicted model, not a curated record
AUGGCAUCAACAAAGAGGCAACAACAAGAGGACUUGAUAAUAGAUUUACAAGGUUCAAAGAUACUUGAAUGGUUGUUGGAUAGAAAGAAGUUGCCACAACAUUGGAAGAGGAACUCACCAGCAGUUCGCAAGCUAAUAGAUGAUGCUAUCAAGGUUGCACCACCUAUUAAACAACAACAUCAAUCACUAACAGCCGAUGAUCUAAACUAUUUGAUCUGUCAAGAUAUCUUACAAGACUACUUGUCUGCACCCAACGGUUCAAGCAAGACACUGUUUGGUAGUUACUCGAACCCUGCCACUCAAAAGUGGAGCGAUAUCAUCAAGGCCUACCAGAAGGAUUCACUUCACAUUGGUGACCUAUGUCAGCAAUUCACACAAGCUAUCAACUAUGAUGUACCCAACUUGAAGAAGACUAUUGAGAAGUCAUUAAAGUCACUUGAUGAUUAUAACAAGAGAGAACAGGAACUUAAUAAGAGCAAGACUGCAUCACAGAAUAUGUUGAAGAAGGCUUGUCAAGACCUUGGUAUACAGGGUGAUAGUAUCAGAGAUGAGAUCAUCGUGUUGCCAAAGAGUCUUGAAACAAUGUUUGGCGAGGUCAUCAAGCAGCUCAACAACGGCGAUAUGAUCAAGAUCAUAUCAUUCUAUCAAGAGGUCAUCAAAGCAACAAGUGUUGAACUAAAGGAUGAGAUACUACCAUUGACAAACAUGUUGGUUAAGAAUGGAAACAUCACAUUGGCUGAGAGGGAGGCGAUAUUGGACCCAGCAUAUAGACCACCAGCAUCAGCACAAUCAAACUCACAGCAACAGACGUCAACUGAUGCCAGCACCGGCACCGGUGGCGGUAUCAACUGGGACAUUGACCUAGUUGAUGAGACCCCGGUGGAUGUCGCCGUUCAGGAGAUCAAGUGGGACGAGGACUUCUCUGUGAUCGAUACAUCAAACACGACUGACCAGAUAUUGGAUGACUUCUCAAUGAUGGAAGCGAUAGAGAUCGUCGACGAAUCACAGUCUCCCGCACUUGUCAGCUCAAGCGAGCCUGUCGCCGUCGUUGCUGAUUUGAGUGCAGACAAUGGUGCCCCGGUAUCAGAGUCGCGCAAGAAGGCCAAUGAGAACCCGAACGAAUCAAUACUUGGUGAUAGACAGCUGCGUAACCUGUUCCUGGACGAACUGUACGAGUUGGAGAUGUUCCUUAAGCAUCGUACUGCUGAGAUGCAGGCACCCGAGCAUGUGUUUGGCAUUGAUCAGUUGUCCAUCGAGUCGACCAACCUGGAGCAAUGCAAAACAUACCUCAAGACAAUCACCUCCAUCAUCGCAGCACUCACCAAUCACAAGAUCAAGCAUGUACUUGAGAUCAAGUCAAGCAAGAAGUACAUCGACAGACUGGUACUCCAGUUCUCCCAGAAACAAUUCAAUAUCGCCAAGAACACUCAAUUGAUUGUUGAUCUGGACACCAAACGACAGGAAGCCAAUCAUACUUUGUUAGACUCUCGAAAGAAGCUGGAACAGCUUACAAAGGAUACCAGACAGCUAAAGUCCAGAUUGGAGAAGUUGCUCGAGGAGAUACUCGAUGGCAAGCAAGCUAACAUCAUGAUACCAAAUGUAUUCUAA